AUGAGCCAAAUCAACCAGAGAGGUAUUGGUGAUGGAAUGACCCCCACAACCUCACCAAUAUCGAAUCCAUCGAAUCCAUCAUCAUCAUCAUCCAAUCCUCCAGCACCGACUAUGAUGGGAGUGAUUGGUUCCAUUUCUUUGAAUAUUGCUGCUUCAGUCGGAACCAUUUUUAUCAACAAACACUUGUUUCAAAAUUUGGGUUUUGUUGGUUUGGGAACCACACUCACGGUUUUUCACUUUAUAUUUUGUUUUGUAUUUACUGGGUUAACAGCUAUGUUGGGAAUAUUUCAACCAAAGAGAUUACCCUUGUUGAAGGUCCUUCCGAUUAGUUUGGCCUUUUGUGGAUAUGUUGUUUUUAAUAAUAUUAGUUUGGCCUAUAAUAGUGUGUCGUUUUAUCAGGUCAUGAAAAUUAUGUGUACUCCUUGCAUCAUUCUCAUUGAAUACUUCUUCUACCGAAAAACUCCAGACAGAAGAAUUCUAUUUCCUUUGAUUCCAGUCUGUGUUGGUACAUUUAUCACAGUCUUUACAGAUUUAGAAAUGAAUUACUAUGGAACUAUCAUGGCCAUAUUAGCUGUUUUAACAAAUUCAAUGUAUACAAUUUAUGGAACUGAAAAGCAAAAAGAGUUGAAAGCCAAUUCUCUUCAAAUUUUGCUCUAUCAAUCGAUCAUGAGUGCUGUAAUUUUAUCCGUCACCAUUCCAUUCUUUGAUGAUAUGGAAGUAUUGCCAGAAUAUGAUUUCAGAGAUGCCAAUAAUCUUUUCUGGAUUAUUUUCAGUUGUGUCACUGCAUUCUUUGUAAAUGUUAGCUUCUUUUUAGUUGCUGGAAAGACCUCACCAUUAAGUGUCAAUGUUGUUGGCUACUUUAAGACUGUACUUGUUUUCAUUGGAGGUAUUAUGCUCUUCACAGACAUUGUCUCAGCCAAGAAUUUAUUGGGUGUCACCCUUACCUUGCUUGGCGUUGCUUGGUACACGUAUGAAAAGUAUAAAAUCACACAAGAAAGUGUCCUUGUAUUGCCAACCACCAAUAAGUAA
Messenger RNA from Naegleria fowleri, 1029 nucleotides. RefSeq lists its product as uncharacterized. The transcript is spliced from 3 exons. Bases 1 to 1029 code for a protein of 342 amino acids. Gene Ontology annotation, cellular component: Golgi apparatus. NCBI's taxonomy places the organism in Eukaryota, Heterolobosea, Eutetramitea, Acrasida, Naegleriidae. Gene Ontology annotation, molecular function: nucleotide-sugar transmembrane transporter activity; antiporter activity. The record is from RefSeq and is a predicted model, not a curated record.